AUGAUUGAGAAAGGGGUUAAAGACAGAAAAGAUUUGAGUAAUGAUUUGAAUUACAAUGAACUCUUACGAGGUUGUGAUCUGCUAUCGGAAUACCGGACCUGUACCGAAACUUUAAAUGUUACCGACUGUGAUGUCAGUUCACAGCUUAAAGGUUGGACAAUUGUUGAGCUGUAUCUGUGUCAACUGCUAUUGCCAUCGGUGAAGGAGCAUCAGAAGUGUUUUGCAUUGGCUGGCGAUCCACGUUGUUCAACAGGACAGUAA
This is a messenger RNA of Enterobius vermicularis (human pinworm), 261 nucleotides long. NCBI's taxonomy places the organism in Eukaryota, Metazoa, Nematoda, Chromadorea, Rhabditida, Oxyuridae. The record is from the annotation of a GenBank genome assembly.